This is a messenger RNA of Coregonus clupeaformis (lake whitefish), 772 nucleotides long. RefSeq names its product asc-type amino acid transporter 1-like. NCBI's taxonomy places the organism in Eukaryota, Metazoa, Chordata, Actinopteri, Salmoniformes, Salmonidae. Gene Ontology annotation, molecular function: L-amino acid transmembrane transporter activity; neutral L-amino acid transmembrane transporter activity. Gene Ontology annotation, cellular component: membrane. Gene Ontology annotation, biological process: amino acid transmembrane transport; D-alanine transmembrane transport; D-serine transmembrane transport. The record is from RefSeq and is a predicted model, not a curated record.
AAGCGCACGGUCCUACCGCCGCGCAUGCGUGUGAUGUCCACCGACCGUGGCAUGCAUCAGUGUUGUAUUUGAGCUCAGGCCGAAGGAACUGAGGCAGUUUUCAGUUGCGCCUCAGACAUGGACGGGACAGAGAGGAGUCGGAAGAGCUGCGCUGCUUCGCAGGCUGAGCCGGAUGAGGCGCAACAGCCCAUGAUGGAACUCAAUGGAAAGGAGAAGACUGACUCGCCGUCAGAUAGAGUCACGCUUAAAAAAGAAAUCGGACUCCUCAGCGCAUGUGCCAUUAUUAUUGGUAACAUCAUUGGCUCGGGGAUCUUCAUCUCUCCCAAGGGGGUUUUGGAGCAUGCUGGUUCGGUGGGCCUGUCGCUCAUCGUAUGGGUGUGUGGAGGGGGUAUCUGCGCCCUGGGUUCCAUGUGUUACGCUGAGCUGGGGGUCACCAUCCCCAAGUCAGGGGGAGACUACUCCUACGUCACAGAGAUAUUCGGAGGUCUGGUGGGGUUCCUGCUCCUAUGGAGUGCGGUUCUCAUCAUGUACCCCACCACCCUGGCUGUCAUAGCUCUCACCUUCUCCAACUAUGUGCUGCAGCCGGCCUUCCAGAACUGUGUUCCCCCAUACCUGGCCACCAGGCUUCUCUCCACCAUCUGCAUAUUGUUCCUGACAUGGGUGAACUGUUCCAGUGUUCGCUGGGCCACUAGGAUCCAGGAUGUGUUCACAGUGGGGAAGCUGCUGGCCCUGGGACUCAUCAUAAUGGUGGGACUGGUGCAGAUCUGCAGAG